Molecule: messenger RNA, 975 nt
Organism: Naumovozyma castellii
Lineage: Eukaryota; Fungi; Ascomycota; Saccharomycetes; Saccharomycetales; Saccharomycetaceae
Product: S-formylglutathione hydrolase
Exons: 1
Coding region: 1-975 (324 amino acids)
Source: RefSeq, a predicted model, not a curated record
AUGUUAUCUCACUUGCCUAUACCCAUACAGACAAGACGACAUUACUACGACUUGCCACCAUUGAAGCAGAAAGAUAGAGUUCUAAUGACAUUCACCGUUAAACAAACAAUUGCCAGCUGCGGCGGUAAACUACUAAAACUUACACAUCAAUCACAAUGCACUCGUACCGCAAUGGACCUAAACGUUUACUUACCCAAGCAAUUUUAUAGGCAAGAAGGAGCAUCCAAGAAGAUUCCCACCAUAUAUUACUUAUCUGGUCUAACAUGCACACCACAGAAUGCGUCUGAGAAAGCAUUCUGGCAACCACAAGCUGAUAAGUAUGGAUUUGCUGUUGUAUUUCCUGACACAUCCCCUCGUGGUGAUAAUGUCCCCGAUGAUCCAGCAUCUAGCUGGGAUUUCGGUCAUGGAGCAGGGUUCUAUUUAAAUGCUACCAGAGACCCUUUCAUGGAGAACUAUCAGAUGAAGGCGUAUGUUUACGAGGAAUUACCCAAGUUGUUGAGUCAAGAUGUUGAAUUAUUUCAAGGGAAAGUAGAUUUCUUAGGGAACAUUGCCAUUUCAGGUCAUUCGAUGGGUGGUAUGGGUGCUCUGAACGGUAUAUUCAAUUAUUAUAACAAGUAUGUUUCUUGUUCUGCCUUUGCACCCGUGGUGAGCCCAUCAACAGUUCCAUGGGGUAAGAAAGCAUUCAGUGGAUACUUGCAAGAGCAAAAAGAAUGGGCACAGUAUGACCCUUGUGAAUUAGUCAAAAACGUGGAGAAUUCUAAUGAGAAGAAUAUCUUAAUUCAUGUGGGUUCUAAUGAUCCAUUCAUGGAACAGUUGAAACCUGCAUUGUUCUUGGAAAACGUCAAAGGAACUUCUUGGGAGAAGCAUGUGGACUUAAACAUCGUGGAAGGUUUUGAUCACUCUUACUACUUUAUAUCAACAUUUGUUCCAGAACAUGCCAAGUUCCACGCCAAAUAUUUGGGACUUCUAGACUGA